AUGUCGCGAUACUCGGCUCUGAUUGUGCUCGUGGUGGUGGCGUGCGUCAACGCCGGCGUCCUGCCGAAUCCGAGCCUCGACAGCCUGACGAAAAUCGGCGGACCAGCGACCGUCGAGGUCGUCGAAGUCGAGCCCGUUCAAGCGGCCGUUACUGGCGAAGCUUCGGCUCGUCAAGCUCGCUCGCCGAUUCUGGGCUUCGGCUUUCACGAUCAUUACGGCCACGGCCACGGCCACUACGGCGACUACGGCCAUCAUCAUCAUCAUCACUACGAUGACUAUCAUCACGGCUACGGCGGCUACGGCGGCUACGGCUACGGACAUCUCCACGGCCAUCAUCAUCAUCACGACCACGGCUUCGGUCUGUUCUUCGGCUGAGUCGUUUGGAAAAAUCGACGCGUGUAAAUAAUAAAAUUUUUCUCGCCGAUCGUCGAGCGAGAUCAUUUCGUUAUAAGUCCUUUUUUUAUGUAAUAACUUCGUACUCACUGAUAAGUUGUAAUUGUAAAACAAAUUGUA
This is a messenger RNA of Trichogramma pretiosum, 513 nucleotides long. RefSeq names its product urease accessory protein UreE-like. NCBI's taxonomy places the organism in Eukaryota, Metazoa, Arthropoda, Insecta, Hymenoptera, Trichogrammatidae. The transcript has 3 exons. Bases 1 to 375 code for a protein of 124 amino acids. The record is from RefSeq and is a predicted model, not a curated record.